UUGGGCAGCGGCAAACUUCAAAGUCAUAAAUCUUAUUUCUGACUGGCUGGCGGCCCACCAAAGUGCUUAUCAAAUCCUCUGAAGUGAUCCGCCACCCCGUCAGAUAGUGCCAGGAGAUCUGGGAGAGAGGAAGCGUCGGAGGCUCGCUCGCAUACACUUUUUUCUGCCUCCCCUGCCGCCGUUGCUGGCAUUUUUAGACAUUAUAAGCGACUUUUUGGGGCGUAUUUCUUGGUGUUUGCCGUCGCCGAGGCGGAGGAGGACCAUGGCAGCUGUGGCUGUGCUGCGGAACGAGACUCUCCACGCCUUUCUCCAGGACCGCACUCCCAACUCUUCCCCGGAGAACUGCAAGCACUCCCCGCUGGCUCUCCUGGCCGCCACCUGUAACCGAAUCGGGCACCACCACCACCACCACCACCCGGCGUCCAGCCCCUCUGACUUCCUCCAGGUUCCCUACGACCCCACCACCCUGGGCUCCCCUUCGCGCUUGUUCCACCCGUGGACUAACGAGGGCAGCCCCCCGAGCAGCCUGGCCAGCAACUCCACUUUCGGACUAUCCUCCAAGCCGCAGCCGCUCGGCUCGUUCAGCUCCCCGCACGAGUUGCCCCUCACCCCGCCCGCAGACCCCGGCUACCCGUAUGACUUCUCCCCGGUGAAGAUGCUUCCGUGCUCCAUGCAGUCCACGUGUCCGCCCACGUACGUACCAGCGGUCAGCUACGCGGCGCCCACCCCAAUCCCGCCCGCCAUGCCCACUUUCGUCACGGGGCCCACGGGCCUUGUGCCCCAGCAGCAGAGACAGUUGUCCCCCAACCCGGCUGAGGACAUCCCGUGGUGGAGCCUCCAGCAGGGCAACCACGUCGGCCACCCGCAUCGCUUCCAGCUGCAGCGAGGCCUGGUGCUGCACGGCCACACGGCGGAUUUUGCGCAGUACCAGACGCAAAUCGCCGCCCUCCUCCACACCAAGUCCCCCUUGGCCACCGCGCGUCGCUGCCGGAGGUGCCGCUGCCCCAACUGCCAGUCGGCGUCCACUUCCGGGAGCGAGGAGGCGGGCAAGAAGAAGCAGCACGUCUGCCACAUCCCCGGCUGUGGCAAAGUGUACGGCAAGACCUCGCACCUGAAGGCGCACCUGAGGUGGCACUCCGGGGAGAGGCCCUUCGUGUGCAACUGGCUCUUUUGCGGCAAAAGCUUCACACGCUCGGACGAGCUGCAGAGACACCUGAGGACUCACACCGGCGAGAAGCGCUUUGUGUGCCCGGACUGCUGCAAGAGGUUCAUGCGGAGCGACCACCUCGCCAAGCACGUCAAGACACACCAGAACAAGAGGAGCAAGUGCUUGGACAAGACGGGGGAGCACGUCAAGAGGGAGGACUCCAGAAAUCACAUCAUGUGACAUUCACGGCCAAAACAAACACUACAAAAAAGUUAUUAGUGCAAUACUUUGAAAAGCUCCACGGUGAGAUCCUCUUCUCCAUCUGUCGUCUCUGCUGCAAUAGUCUGUGUGUACUUCAACCAGCUCACUAUAUACAGUGUAUACUGUAUAUACACUACUGUAUGUAUGUAUAUAUACGUAUAUAUACAGUAUAUACGUAUAUAUAUACAGUGUAUGAAUACAGUACAGAGAGCAAGACAAGUUUUUGCAACUUGUGUUUUUUGACGGUUGUCUUCGCUGGAAGAUGUUUGCCCUCCUUGUAAAUAAUAUUUAAUAGCUUUUGUUGAAUGAAAGUGUCCCAAUUAAGGUUUUGCUCCAUAUGGGGGUGUUUUUAAAAGCAUGCUCUUGACAAGAUUUGCUAUUGUUGAUAUGACCCCAAUACAAUGUGAGAAUAAAGAAUAUAACAUUUAUUUCCAUAUCUCAGGAUAAUUCCUUUGACUUUGGUUGUCAGUUAAGUGACAGGCAGGACUCAUUGAGCAAAUCAUUCGUAAGUCUUACCUUUUUCCACCCCACAGUGAAAUAUCGUGCGCAUUGUUGAGGAAAAACAACUUAAAAUGUAAUAUUUAGUGUAGUCACUGAAAGUGACAAACCCCGCUGCAGUUUAUUUCAGCUGUAUUUGAAUUUUUAUGAUUACAUUACCUCCGAUAUUUACAAUAUUUUAAAUAUGGCGGUCAGUCAUUUGUUUGCAUUUGUGCGCUCAGACUUUUCCCCCAGUUUUUAUAUUUUUACUGGUAAUAUUUAGUAUUAGUGGUAGUAGGUAAUAUUUCCAAAUUUUCACACGCUAACGCAAAAUUUUUUGAUAACUCUUCCGAAGUGUGUCCUGAUGUCCCGCCAACAAAAACACUUAUCAGUCACAACAUUAGGUACACCUGCAUGACCUGCGAUGACGAUGCUUAGUUUUGAUGGGCAGUCACAGAAGUACAGUCACCCAUCGCUCGUUCCCAUUUUGCGGCUUCACUCUGUCACAGUUUUUCAAUAAUAUGUGAAUGAAUAAAUCAUGCUGUUUCGUGGCUAUGGCCUUCUAGUAGUAAAAAAAAAAUGCAUAUUUAAGCAAAUUUUACAUGUGUCACAUAGGCAUACAUUAAGCAUAAAAAUGCCUCAGUGACGUAAAAUGCAAAAAUAAGUCAUUAAGAAGACGCAUUCAAAGAUGCUGUGAUGAUAUGUAGUAUUCUACACUGGUCACUAGGUGUCAGUAAUGUUAGGUUGAUGAGACAAUAGCCACCGUAGGAAGUACUGUACAGAAACAGGAAGUAAAAAAGGAACAACAACAAGAAACGUGUGAGUCUAUAUUAUGGGUUAUUUAUAUUUAUAUUGGGUAAUAGCAGUGUAAAGGUGGCUAUAGGGGUGUUAUUUCAUGUCUAGGGGGCUCUAAUAAUGUUAAAAAGUGUAGUAGAAGGUCAUAAACAUGCUUUUCUAUGCUCUAACUACCAAAACAUUCCAUUUAGCAAAAAUUCACAUAUCACAGUUGGGAAUGGAAGCAAUUAACCGCCAUAAACAAGGGAUUGCUGGAUGCAGUUAGCAGUAUGUUUAUUAACAUACUGGCAGUUUAUUAACAUUGCUGGCAGUGGUGUACAACUACUGCGUCAUGCAGUAAUUUUUGGCCCCUAUAAGUUGGCUUGUUUUGAUUGCAUGAGGCCAGGCAAGUUUAUGUAUGGAGCACAAUUUGUGUGCAAGGCAAUUCAAAGUGCUUUGCAGAGAAGAAGGCAAUAAAAUCAUUCCCUAAAACAUAAAAGUAGGAAUUCAUGAAUUAAAUUUAACAACGAGCGCAGAUAAAAUACUUUAAGUUGUCCGCGUUUGUGAACAUUGUCAAAGAUGAGGCCUGUCUCACAUCUUCUGGAAGACUCUUCCAGAUUUUACUGAAACUGCAACGCAGCCUGACCGUGUUUAGUCCUGACCCUGGGCACCAGCAGGAGACCACCACUUCCUGAGCUUCUCAGAGUUGGAGAUGGUUGAUAUGGCAGAGCUGUUUUAAAGUCGAUCCUCUGAGCGACAGGAAGCCAGUGCAGAGACCUGAGCACUGCACUAACAUGCUCCUAUUUCCAGGUUCUAGUCAGGACUCGAGCAGCAGCAUUGUGGAUGUAGUACAGCUGUUCUACAGCUGCUUUAGAGAGCCCAGUGAGAAGGCCGUUACAGUAGUCAGACAAAAGCGUGGAUUUGUCUGCUUUGGACGUUUUGACUGUUUCAAGUUAACUCCUGAAAAGGACAGUGAGAGUAAACGAAAAGACAUUUCUCUGCACAUAAGUGCAUCAUAUUGCGUAUACUGAAAAAUCAAAAGAUGCAGGUACACUUACAUUUUUUAAACCAAACCAUGUAGAAAUGCAGAGACAUUUUUUUAUCUCUAAAAUAUUUUGUAUAUAUAUAUAUAUAUAUAAUACUUGAUUCUCAUACAUUUUUCCUUGGAAUAUUCAGCUUUUAUUCUCAUAAUAUUUUGACUUUAUUAUUGUAAUAGUAUAA
Messenger RNA from Dunckerocampus dactyliophorus (ringed pipefish), 3880 nucleotides. RefSeq names its product Sp5 transcription factor a (gene sp5a). Gene Ontology annotation, biological process: regulation of transcription by RNA polymerase II. Gene Ontology annotation, molecular function: RNA polymerase II cis-regulatory region sequence-specific DNA binding; DNA-binding transcription factor activity, RNA polymerase II-specific. The record is from RefSeq and is a predicted model, not a curated record. Bases 263 to 1387 code for a protein of 374 amino acids. NCBI's taxonomy places the organism in Eukaryota, Metazoa, Chordata, Actinopteri, Syngnathiformes, Syngnathidae. The transcript is spliced from 2 exons.